AUGCCGAAGAAGAGUAAUGUUGCUUACAAUGCCAUUCUUAGGGGAUUGGUCGGUGCGGAGCGAUUCUUGGAAGCCAUCGAUUUCUUCCGCUGGAUGCUUAGGGAAGAAGUUGUCCCUGAUAAUUUCACUUAUCCGAUUGUUCUCAAGGCCUGUUCCAGGUCGAAUGACCUCGAGGCGGGACAAAAAGUGUGCGACUUGAUCAAGUUUAAUGAGACAGAAUUUGAUGCAAAACGGAAUGUUUAUGUCGAAUGUGCAAUGAUCGACAUGUUUGCUAAAUGCGGUAGCUUAACAGAGGCGCGCGAUGUAUUUGAGGAGAUGCCGAGAAAGGAUUUAGCUUCUUGGAGUGCAAUGAUAGGUGGGGCUGUGCGCAACGGGGAUUCGCUUGAAGCAUUGCGUCUGCUUAAGAGAAUGAGGCAGGAAGGGUUAAGACCCGAUUCUGUAACUGUGGCAAGCAUUUUGCCUGCAUGUGGCGUAUUGGAAGAUGCGCAUAUGGGAAUGACAUUGCAGGGAUUUGCAGUGAGGAGUGGUUUUGAGAGUGAUAUAUAUGUUUCAAAUGCUCUCCUAGAUAUGUACGGCAAAUGCAGGCUCACUAAUGAGGCACAUGCAGUGUUUUGCAGAAUCGUGAAUAAGGACGCAGUGUCUUGGAGUGCCCUCAUUGCAGGUUACUCGCAGAAUGGCGAGUAUCGUCGGAGCGUGGAGCUUUAUCUUGAUAUGAACAAUGUGGGCAUAAAAACUAAUGUCAUUGUUGCAUCAAGUGUUUUGCCUGGACUUGGAAAGCUGAAGUUGCUGAAACAUGGAAAAGAGAUGCACGGCUAUAUACUUAAACAAGGCUUUGAAUCUGAUGGUGUUAUAAUGAGUGCGCUAAUCGAUAUGUAUAUGAACUGUGGAACGAAAAGAGCAGCAGAGAACAUUUUAUACACGAUGUCUUUUUGUGACAUUGUGAUGUUCAACUCAAUGAUUGUUGGUUAUUCAAUAAACGGCGAUUCUGAUUCAGCACUCGGUGUAUUCCAGAAAAUCUGGAAGUUCGAUCUCACGCCGAAUGCUGUUACAAUUCUGAGCAUUCUUCCUGUAUGUACUGAAAUUGGGAAUGUUACACAUGGAAAAGAAAUCCAUGGCUACACAAUUAGGACUAGUAUUGGGGAAGUGGUUUCUGUUGAAAACUCAUUGAUAGAAAUGUAUUGCAAGUGCGGACAUUUGGAACUCGGAAUCAAGGUUUUCAACAGAGUGAUGGAAAAGAAUAUCGUGACAUAUAACACGAUCAUCUGUGCUCAUGCAACCCAUGGUCUGGGAGAGCAGGCGCUCUCAUUUUUCGAAGAAAUGAAGGGGUUGAGAAUGAGACCCAACAAAAUUACCUUUAUUGGACUCCUUUCGGCUUGUAGCCAUGCAGGUUUGGUUGAGAGAGGAUGGUGCAUCUAUGAUGCAAUGAGAAGCAAAUACAAAAUUAUGCCAGAAAGGGAACACUAUUCAUGCAUGGUGGACCUUCUGGGAAGAGCGGGACAGCUCGACCGCGCAUUCAACUUCAUCAAGGAAAUGCCCGUGGAACCGGAUAUUAGUGUCUGGGGAAGUUUACUGAGUGCUUGCAGAGCUCAUGACAACGUUGUGCUAGCUAGUUUUGUGGGAAGGAAAAUCAUUGACGAGAACCUGAUAGAUCCAGGACACCAUGUGCUUCUGCACAACAUUUAUGCGUCCAGCCAGAGAUGGCGGGAUGCUUCGAUUGUCAGGGCGGUGAUAAAAGAGAAGGGCUUGUCGAAGACCCCUGGAAGGAGUUGGAUUCAGAUCGGGUUCAGAAUUCACACAUUCCAUGCAAGAGGCCAGAUACAUCCAGAGUCGGACAACAUCUACCGAGUUUUGGAUCUCUUGCUAUUGGAGAUGAAGGAGAAAGGAUACGCACCGGAUCAAGGUUCUUCAUCAGGGGAUCUAAUGGAGAUAAGUGGCUAG
Syzygium oleosum is the source of this 1938-nucleotide messenger RNA. Its product is annotated as pentatricopeptide repeat-containing protein At1g11290, chloroplastic-like. Gene Ontology annotation, molecular function: RNA binding; protein binding. Lineage: Eukaryota; Viridiplantae; Streptophyta; Magnoliopsida; Myrtales; Myrtaceae. Gene Ontology annotation, biological process: RNA modification. The transcript has a single exon. The record is from RefSeq and is a predicted model, not a curated record. Bases 1 to 1938 code for a protein of 645 amino acids.